AUGUCUGGAUACGAUCAAUAUAAUCAGGGCUACGGCCAGCAGCAGCAAUACCCGCCACAAGGCCACAGCCCAUACCCUCAACAGGGUGGGUACGACCAGGGCGGCUAUCAGCAGCAAGGUUACCAGCAACCUCAGCAGCAGUAUGGCCAGCAGGGAUACGGGGACCAACAAGGCCACAACUCACAAUACGGUCCCCCUGCGCAAGGUGGCUUCCAGCACGGCCAGCAAGUAGGCCAAUAUGGCGACUACAAUCAGCAGCAGCAGCAAGGGCAAUACGGCCAACCCCAGCAGGGAGGCUACCCCGGCUCUCAACCACAGAACCAGUUCCCUCAGCAGGGUUCUUACGGUCAGGACCAAUACCCACAUGCCCAGAACGCCUACAGCCAGCCUGGACAGCCGCAGCAGUACGGUUCUAGCGACCCAGCUAUGCAGCAAGAGGGUGACCGAGGUCUUUUGGGCGCUAUGGGUGGUGGUGCUGCCGGAUACUUUGGCGGCAACAAGAUGGGUGGCCACGGCAUUCUGGGUGCCAUAGCAGGUGCCGUGCUCGGCAGCAAGCUCGAAGACCACAACAAGAAGCCUAAGCACAACCAGCAUGGCGGCUACAACGGGCACUAA
This is a messenger RNA of Macroventuria anomochaeta, 615 nucleotides long. RefSeq lists its product as uncharacterized. The record is from RefSeq and is a predicted model, not a curated record. The coding region runs from base 1 to 615 and encodes 204 amino acids. The transcript has 2 exons. NCBI's taxonomy places the organism in Eukaryota, Fungi, Ascomycota, Dothideomycetes, Pleosporales, Didymellaceae.